Molecule: messenger RNA, 1692 nt
Organism: Xiphias gladius (swordfish)
Lineage: Eukaryota; Metazoa; Chordata; Actinopteri; Istiophoriformes; Xiphiidae
Gene: cstpp1
Product: chromosome 8 C11orf49 homolog
Exons: 9
Coding region: 179-1177 (332 amino acids)
Source: RefSeq, a predicted model, not a curated record
UCCCGUUGUUUACAUGGAAGUCCACCCUGUCAGGACAGGCUACGAUAGCAAGAUCCCAAGGCCACAGAAAUGAAAUUAUUAAAUUGUAUACAUAGGUAACAAUUUGCCGAUUAUAGCUACAUAUAUCUCACGUUUACUAAGGUUAAUUUCAACGUUAUCUCCCGAAAAGACGACCACAAUGAACCGUUUUAAUUCCAGCUUCUCCGUUAGCGAAUACCUCGCGGAAAGCAAUGCUUUGUUCUAUCUGAGCGAUGCAGUGACCCAGCUGCUGGAACAUAAAGACGAAUACACCCAGUUUGGGGUGAUCCGCUACUUUGCUGAGUAUUUCAGCAGUGUGAAGAACAGUAACCAUGUCCUCUUCAGAGAGUAUAACUACAUCAGAGCCACACCUCAUAACAGAGCCUCCUUUGUCAGAGUCUUCUGGAGAUGCUACAGACAGAUUGGCAAGAUUGGAGACUUACUGUCUUUGCUCGAGUACAGGUCUCUGCUGCAUUUAUUGUGUCCAGACUUCCCAGUGGAGAUGGUACAGAGUGCAGCCAGAAUUGUUCUGAUGGAUGACGCCAUAGAUUGUUUGAUGUCUUUCUCUGACUUCCUUUAUGCCUUCCAGCUGCAAUUCUACUACCAAGAGUUCCUGGACAGCGUGCUGAUGAUAUACCAGGAUCUGUUAGCAGGGAAGAGUCCUAACACUGUUAUUGUUCCCACCUCCACUUCUAUCGAGCAACUCCCCUCUGUGACUGCAGAGGAGAAGGACAAGGAGUGGCAGCAGCAGGAUGGGGUAGAGCCGUCCACUCUGGCUCAGUGUAUAGACGCCCUCUGUGACAGGUUCAAACACAGUCAUCCUUCCAGGUCCUGUAUGAUGGAAGUACUGGAAAAAACCAACAAAGUCCGUUACUACAGCUUCCUAAUGAGCUUGGCUCAACAUGAGACCGUCAUCCACACUGUUGGAGUGUUACCCAGCAAGGCAGAGUUACUCAUUGACCCAGAGAUGGACCAGGAACUGGACAAACUAAUCGCCCAGAUCUCAGUGAGUCCUGGCAGCAACAGCAGUGGCAGUGCGGUGGGGGGGCUAAAGGAGUUGCAGAGGAAGGCCUCCCCCCGGAGGAACAUCCACCACAGGAGGAAGAUGGAGGUGGAAAGUGAUGGCUCCACAGAAGAGACCGACUCCUCUGAAAACUGACCUCUGACCUUUCACUACACUGUAACACCUUCCAUCUUAAGUCCUAAACACACAGUGGCUGUAUGGUACACAUAGAAACUUUCUUUCCCAUUAUUUUCUGUGUAAACUCACACACUAGUAGUCCGUAUGUGCACAUCAGUGCGUUGGAACACUUCACCCUCCAACAGAAUUUGGCUUUUUGCCAAGCAUUGAUAUCCAGAAAAGCAGUGAGGAAUCAAGUGAAAUGACACCCAGAAUAUCCCUGAGUGCAGGGUAGUACUCUAGAUUUAAUGUUGAUGCUACAUAUUGUUCUUUGUAUGCUGUGUGAUCCUGACAAUGUGCAAGUCCCAUGUCUGCACAUGGUCACGUGACACACCAUUACUGUGCAUGUGAGGUUUGUUUUGAAUUUAAUGUAAUCUUUCCAAACAAGAUGUCUAUUCCCAUCAUUAUUGGUUGGUAAUAAUGUUAUUUCUUUUGCUUUUAAUGAGUAAAAUAACCAAAUUGAACAGCAGUAAUAAACUCCAUUUAAAACUCUA